Messenger RNA from Argiope bruennichi, 684 nucleotides. RefSeq lists its product as uncharacterized. The record is from RefSeq and is a predicted model, not a curated record. Bases 41 to 655 code for a protein of 204 amino acids. NCBI's taxonomy places the organism in Eukaryota, Metazoa, Arthropoda, Arachnida, Araneae, Araneidae. The transcript is spliced from 5 exons.
UUCAAUUCGGAAAUUUGUCGUCACAUUAACUGGUAAAAAAAUGAACGUCCUAUUAUUAUUCACAUUUGGAGUUUUGUUUGGAUCAGCAUGGUGCGAAGACACUUGCUUCAGUAAGCAAUUUGCAAGCUGUGUUUCAAACUCUAUCGACGAUAUUAAUAAAGUAUAUAACUCAUGUGAUAAUCUGAUAGCUCAGGGCAAGUGUCUUCACUCUGCAGCUCUAGAUUGUAGGAUAGGAUUCGUAGCUGAAGCCUCUAGAUAUGAACUUAUUCUGGAUUACGCCUGCACGAAAGCAGACAGUUAUUAUGAAUCAUUUAGAAACUGUUUAGGAUACUCUGUGAAUGAAUCAAACUGCCAUAAACAGUACCAGGAGAUCAUGAUGGACAGAAAAACUCUUCAAGAAAUCUUGAGAGGGUUGAAAGAGGCUUGCAAAAAAGUGGACUGGUUCGGUUCAUGUCUAGAAGGAAAUACCAAAGACUUUUGUGGAGAACACCAGUCAGACUAUUUUUAUAAAUCUGUGUUCGAGAGUGUGAUUAAAUUGAACAAGCUCCUCUGUAACGAGGUUAUCCUACCUGCAGAAGACAACUUGCACGAGUUGGUCAUUUUGGGACUCCCGAGGAUCAUAGAAUCCACUGUAGCCAUAUUAACACUUCCUUGAAGAAUUGUACCAAAUAGAGACAAAAUAAA